Molecule: messenger RNA, 520 nt
Organism: Trichobilharzia regenti
Lineage: Eukaryota; Metazoa; Platyhelminthes; Trematoda; Strigeidida; Schistosomatidae
Source: the annotation of a GenBank genome assembly
AUAUAUAUAUAUAGUAUCAUCUGUUGGUGUCUUUUGUAUACUAUUACAUCAUUAUUUUAAUUGUUCCUUUGUCUUCUGAAUGGAACAUUGGGCCUCAGAAUCACAUAUCCACUUCACUGUAUUCUCUGAAGUCUUUUUUAAAUUGUCUCAACGAGUACAUACAAACAUUCAUUUACUCCCCACACUAUCUACUUCAUACGACACUCGGACGUCCAACUCACCUUUCCCCAUUCGGGUUGCACUCGAGGACUUGUUGUGUGAUUUCACUCAACAGUCUCCUCAGUGUAUGUCUAAUCCAUCUCCAUUUUCUUCUGCAUACUUUUUGUGUGUUAACUUGUUGGUUGGUUUAGUAACAGGCAGAGUUUCUUGUUGCUUGUCCUUCUUCAUCGGUCAUCUUGUCUUCAGUAUUGAUCUGUUGGUGAAAGUCUGCAGUAGCCUAUUAGGAAUACUUUUCUUGAUGUCCUCUCCAAGUCUUUGAAGCAAACAGCAGCACUGACUUGAUAUAGGUGUAGAAAGUUUG